Molecule: messenger RNA, 380 nt
Organism: Trichoderma harzianum CBS 226.95
Lineage: Eukaryota; Fungi; Ascomycota; Sordariomycetes; Hypocreales; Hypocreaceae
Exons: 4
Coding region: 42-227 (61 amino acids)
Source: RefSeq, a predicted model, not a curated record
CCAGGAAGGUCGCGCCUUCUAGAAAAAAAGAUGGGCGCAUCAUGGCGUAUCACAACGCAUCCAUAGAGUCUGAUGAUGGCUCUGGGGCCAGCAGCAAUUUUCGAUCGAGAUUGUCAAGAGGCUGUUUAUGUUCCGUUCUCGAGAUACCGAGCAUGGGAGCUCUUGAGAGUCUUGGAAAGCACGCGGCGCAAGGGUUGUUGAAGUUGAACGAUGAAGAAGCCUCGUGAUAAAUAAACCCGUAGACAGAAGAAAAGAGACGAGGGCACACAACCAUAUACGAAACACCAGUGAAGAAGCGAUGCACCGCCGAUGUCAAUAUUGCUCGAACGGUAUCAUGUCGCAGCGGCUUGUUCCUGGCAAUACUCACGGCAUUUUUGGGA